GUCCAAUCCCAGAACAGCUGGAGCUUUGUAAAGGUUCCCAAAAGUGAAACUCUCAUCGACCUCAUCCUUUUCUAAACCCGGACUAAUUACAAACACAAAAUACCGCAGCCGCUGGACAGAACUCGGAUGUGGGCUAUCUUGGUAAUGAGUGAAUGAGGAACAAGGGAACAAAGACCGUGGAUUCUCACUGGGAGAGCCAUUGGAAAGGGAAAAGGAAAGUCCUUGAACUAAAUUCUAUUCAACUCUGAAACUUCAAAACAAUUAUGAUCAAAGACCUUGAUUCCGAUUUAACUUACAAGGUGUAUGGACAGUUUCAUUUUACUGAUCCGUGGUGGGAAGUGACGGCAAAGAUCAAGUGUGUCAGGGGGAAAUGGUGUUUACAGCGUUAUCCAUCUUACCGUCUGAGGAGUCACCUGGGCCAUCAACGAAUUCAAAUUUUCAGCCUGUUCCUGACAAAAUGUAAUGUCCACAAUCAACAUAAACAACCCUUCGUUAAAUAUUUGUCUGAGAACACCAAUCUUGAGUUUUCAAACUUAUUGCUGACUUUACAAUUGAUUGUGGGUAAGAAGGGUAGAGAAAAAAGUUUUGCAAAAAACAUUAUUGCAGCCAUAAAGAGUUCAGUUGAAGGUCAAUGUAUGCAGUACGCUUUGAAGUUCCAAAACCUGAUGAAGUACCUGCCAGGACUUUUGCCACGGCAUUUUUUGCAUAUUUUGAUGCCAAAGGAGAAAAAUGGAAGAGAGCCCUUUACCCUUGAUCUGGAGGAGUUGGAGUGGAUGAUUCAGACAGAAGUGUGGAAGCUAGGAUUUGGGGUGAUUCUCACACAGGAGCUAGGACUUAUUGGUUGUGAGGCAACCUUGUUAGCCUUUGAAGAAUCUGAUCUACUGAGGACAAUUCCAGAGUUACAAAGGCAUGCUUUGGUCAUUUAUGAUAGACUCAAACAAACUUGCUGGAAUAAGGGACACACUUAUCUUCAUAUUGAUGAACUGACUAACUUACGUCCAUCUGAGUUCAGCAUUGAAAGUGCAUGGGAAUCACUAAAAUUUUUAAAGGACCGAAAGAUAAUUGUAACAGAAAAAAAACGAGUAUAUCUCACACGUUUUUACAACUAUGAGAAGGAAAUUGCACUUGGUAUAAAGGAACUUGUAGAGAAACCUUCAUGGCAGAUUUCUGUGGCAGAAGUUCUGAGAAAAUCCUUCACCCCGAUGCAGAGGGAAAGACUAUCUGAAGAUGUGGAGCACACUGAAGUUAUUGGUUUGGACCCAGAGCAGUUGAAAGCUGUUGCCAUGAUGUGUUCAAAUCCUGUUACAGUCAUCAGUGGAAAAGGUGGCUGUGGAAAGACUACACUUGUCAGCCUCGUCUUCAGGGCAGUAGUUGAAAAUAUGGAGAGUGCGGAUAAUGAGGAACUGUUGCAAGCAUGUCAAGCUCUUGAGCGGGAUGAAUGGGCUUCGGAAAUUUGGGAUAUUCCGGCCAGUAAAGCUCCCGAUGUUGAUUCUGAUGAAAAAGGUGAAGUCAAAAAACCGUCUGUGCUUUUCACUGCACCAACUGGAAAGGCAGCGUCUCUUUUAAAGAAAAAAACUGGGUUUGCUGCUUAUACUUUACACCAGGUGAUAUGGAAUUUCUGGUCUAUCAAGAAAGCUAAGUCGCCAAGCCCGCACCUUGAUUGGAAGUUUUCUGAUGUCCAGGUUCUGAUUGUUGAUGAGGGGAGUUUGGUCUCUGUGCAGGUCCUAAGUACAGUUUUAAAGUUACUUCUGAAUCAUGCCAAUCUCAAAAAGCUUAUAAUCCUUGGUGAUGUUAGACAGUUACCAAGUAUCGAGCCUGGCAACAUGUUAAAUGACGUAUACUCCAGUUUAAAACGAAUUAGCUGGGGCAUUGAACUUGAAACCAAUCAUCGUGCAGAGAGUCAGCUGAUAAUAGAUAAUGCUGCUAAGAUUGCUGAGAUGGGAUUGAAGUCUAUAUAUAAAGAGUUGCAGUAUGAUGCAGUGAUGCACAUAUCAAAGCAAAGCACCAUCACUGUUCCAACAUCUGAUAAAAAAUUCAUUCUCGUUUCUCUACCCCGUGAAUCUACCCCCGAUGUUCUUCAGAAGGCUAUCAGACAUUUACUAAAAAACGCCCCAGGACUGAAAAAUGAUGUGACAUCACAGUUCAUUGCAUUUAGACGGAUGGAUUGUGCCUUAAUUAAUGAACUCUGCUGCAAGCAAUAUGCAGGUCAUCUGACUAGAAAUGAUAAAAAGAAGACUGAGUUCCAGGUUGGGGACAAAGUGUGCUGUACAAAGAAUGGAUACAUCAGAGAUUUCACAGAAGAAUCAGAGCCAAAAGUAAAAUUAAAGACAAAGUCAGAGCCAGAGAAAGAGAACCGAGUUCGUCUGUGUAAUGGAGAAAUUUUUUUUAUCCUUCAGUACAAAAUUAAACAGGAGGAGAACAAAAGCUCACAUUACUUGCUCCUGGAUGAUAAGGAAAAUCGGCAAAUUUUAGUGAACUAUAAUGAAAUAAUGAAAGAGUGCAGAUUGCAACAUGCAUGGGCCAGAACAAUCCAUACAUUUCAGGGCUCUGAAGCUGACACAAUUGUGUACGUUGUAGGAUCAGCAGGAAGACAGAACUGGCAGCACAUCUAUACUGCAGUCUCACGAGGGCGUCAGCGUGUCUAUGUUGUUACUUCUGAGGACCAUUUUAUUCAGGCAGUGACAGCCAAAAGCCCUCGCAGAAACACACAACUACGUGAAUUGCUGCAAGAGAAAUUAGUAAAAGUGGGAUCCUCUUCGUGUAUUGAGGGAUCACUGUUCCAGCAACAGGCAAGUUUAGGAGUGUUUUCCACACAUGCAAAAGCCAACUCCACCCAGUUUGAUUCAGUUGUGCCCUCCACGCAAGUAAUGGGUGACUUUGUGUUGCAUAAAGCCAAUGAAAUAAAAACAGAUGGCAACAAAACAGAUUCUCAGAAGGAAGACUCCUUUUCAGAAGAUUUGGCAUUUGCACAGAAUUAUAGCUGGUCCCCUCAGAGUCUGGAGUUUGACAACAGAGAAUGUUAUGAGGCCCAGAAAAGCCCAACAGCAGCAUGCACCUCCUCUCUUCAAACUAAUGAUGAAGCCACAAGGGAUACUUCAGUGGAGACGACUGGUGAAGAGGCCACAAGUUCUAAUAAAGUUGAAACACCUUGGUCUUCUGGCAGUAAGAGAAUUAGUAAUACUUGGGAUAAUGAGCGAUCACCACAAAAAUAUUAUAAGGCAUCCUUGGCGGAAUCACCUCUUGACUGUAAUAAGUUUAUGCAGCUGGCACUUGACUGCCCACCCCCAGGAGGAAACUUGAAUGUAAAGCAGCUGUUUAAAGAAGAAAAGUGAAUGAGACGACAAAGACUUUACACAAAAAAGACACUGAAAUAAUAUGCUCUGAGUUAAAGGAGCAGCAUGCUUUCACGGAGAAGGUUUUAUCCCUUGGAGAAAGCUGAACAUUUGGCCAAUGGUGUUUUAAAACUGGUUCUAGGACAGCAAUUUGCACUGAUCAAGAUGUGUAAAAUUGAUUUACUCAAUACAGGUCUGGUCGGAUAUUCUUUUUAUUGAUGUUAGUUUUUGCUAAAUGACCAGUUACUUUUUUAAAAAAAAUAGAACAUUCAUUAUUUCAUUUCCUAAAAAAAUGAUUUUUUUGUAGGAAGCCUCAUACAUCAAAGUCUACUUAUGUCUAACUCGUCUUAUAGUGUAUUUGCAGUUUAAGUAUAGAUGCAUUCUUAAAACUAAUCUACUGAAGUCAUGAUGCAUGUUUUUUAUCUGAUUUUAUUUCAUCUUGCAUAUCCCAUACAAAUCAGCAGUGAAGAUUCCCAAAACCUUAAGAGGACGAUAAAUAUCAUGCUACCAAAGUAGGAAAUUUGUACAAAAAUACUUUACAGUUUAUAAUACUUGUUUGUUACAAAUAAAAAUACAUUGUCCAAAGGACAUAAGUAUGACA
Messenger RNA from Carcharodon carcharias (great white shark), 3933 nucleotides. RefSeq names its product helicase (DNA) B (gene helb). The coding region runs from base 264 to 3332 and encodes 1022 amino acids. NCBI's taxonomy places the organism in Eukaryota, Metazoa, Chordata, Chondrichthyes, Lamniformes, Lamnidae. The record is from RefSeq and is a predicted model, not a curated record. The transcript has 14 exons.